UCACAACACGCCUAGCUAUAUAUAACAAAGGCAUGCCUCCGAUUUUUGCAUGUUUGACGUCUUUCCCUUUGACUCCCUAGUUUCCUUUCAGCCUCUCGCAUACAAUUACCAUGGUAUUUGAGCCACUUAGACUUGCACUUAGACAGGAUGUAUCCUCGUACUCCUGCACCAACGUUAUCCGUCCGAAGCUCGACAGUUUCCGCAUUACUUCUCGUAUUUCUACGACUCUACUAUUCUGAUCCUGCUUGAUUCAUCUUUUCCCUUUCAACUCGCAUAGGUUUCGCUGCGUACUCGGUAUCAAACCAAUCAAACCGAUGCAUCGAGCUCUAUUCAUCUCUGAAAUACUCUUGGAGAUAUUCAGAUACCUGCACCCAUCGUCCCGCGGGCGACCGGCCUGUCAAAUAUCCACUAGUGUGCCGUCAUGGCCUGGGGGCGGCGUGUUUGCCGACAUAGACCAGUGGGUUGGGUGGGCAUCCCUUGUAGCGCUUGCAAGGACAUGCAAAACCUUCUAUGAGCCCGCAAUGGACUUGAUAUGGGCUAAUAUGGUUGGGAUAGAACCAUUCCUAGGCUGUGUAGCGAGGCUACAUCCAAUGUACUUCGAUUGUGAAGGCAUCGAACCAUUAUCGGGGGACGAGGCCCGUCAAUUCAUGCGUCAUGCUGCCCGUGUGCGCUCGAUGUGUAUACCAUUUUACGAACAUCUUCACCUUCUCAAUAUCCUUCCCACCGAGACGUGCUUGUUCCCGAGAUUGACGUCGUUAACCUGGGAGGUUCCGCGUUCAGAUACCAUUAACUUUCAUCUCUUCCUGUCCCCUACGCUACGCCAUUGUUCAAUAUCGGCUCUUCAUCCAAGUAUGCAAUCUAUCGGAACCCGUUGUGCUGCUUUGGAGCACUUAGCUAUCAAGGCCUCCCAUCGGAGCACAGCAGAUGAACGGUCACUCCUGGCUAGAACCGUUCGUUCGUGCAAGCAGCUCCAAUAUCUGGAUUGUGCACCGCUCGAUUGGGCGACAUGGAACCACCUCUCCAAUGUCCACCCUCUUCUCUCAGUGCGCAUUCGUGACAACGGAUGUCUCCCACUGGAUCGGAGUGAUCUCAAAUUCGCACCUUUCCUCAACAUCGUGACCCUCCAGUUAUAUGUAGAAACGGCUGCAUACCCUAUCGCAGUCAUCCGACACUUAGAAUUCCCCUCUCUAAUAGAGUUCGAGAUGCAUGUCAACAUUCUACCUUGGGCAGAUGCUGAGGAGCUCUUUCGGACACUGUCGCAGUGCAAAUCAUUCCGCCAGACUCUCAAAGACAUCGCUAUAUUCUCAUCUGAUGACGCAGCCCAGGAGCCCUCAUGCAACUCUUUGACGGCGAUUAGACAAUUCCUCUGUUUCCCGCAGCUGCAAACGCUGUGGCUCUCUUGUGAUAACUGCCCCAUCUACCUCGACAACGACCUUCUUUUGGAAGCCAUAUCAAGUUGGCCGCACAUUCGUCAGCUGCAAUUAGGGAGUAACCCAGAUCUUUAUCCUCCACCUGUGGUGACAUUCCGCGGAUUAUUCGCAGCGCUCCGUUUAUGCCCCCAGUUGGAGACCCUGCGAAUAUUGAUCGACGUUGAUGAUAUCGAUAUCGAUCCUGAAGCCGAGUCAUACCAACAUACCUCCUUGACAAGUUUGAAUUUGUGCCUAUCUCACCACGAGGACGCGGACGCCGAAGCUGUCGCACGUAUUAUUUUCUUCAUGCUUCCUGGCAUCGAGCAAGUUGGUCUAGGUGCUGACUGGGAGGAUGGGUGGCACGAGGUCAAUAGGCACCUUGAAUGUUUAAAAUCUUCUGCGGCCCAUGGACAGCGUAUCAUAUAAACAGCCCCGAUAGCUGAGUUUGGGAUGUAGUCAGGUUUUGGAAUUAUCCAACGAAGAAGGAAUAAUUGUCUUCCUGCAAUAUAGUUUUUGUAGACUUGGAGGAGGUUGGAAUUGUCAUAUCAUUGCUGUAAUUGUCGUUGCUA
Molecule: messenger RNA, 1978 nt
Organism: Suillus paluster
Lineage: Eukaryota; Fungi; Basidiomycota; Agaricomycetes; Boletales; Suillaceae
Exons: 3
Coding region: 315-1835 (506 amino acids)
Source: RefSeq, a predicted model, not a curated record